Molecule: messenger RNA, 657 nt
Organism: Blepharisma stoltei
Lineage: Eukaryota; Ciliophora; Heterotrichea; Heterotrichida; Blepharismidae
Source: the annotation of a GenBank genome assembly
AUGGGAGGCAAUUGCACAAAAAGUGAAUCUGAUGAGAAUGUUAUCAGGCCGAGGUUUACAAUUGGCAAAGACUAUCAAGAACUUCCCAAUCAGUUCACAGGAGAAGGCGUUCUGAAAACUAUUUCAUGGAAAGCCACAAUUACAAGACAACAGUUAGAAGCUAAAAGAAUCGAAUUUUGGAGAACAAGGACAACAGGAAGAAGGCACAUUUGGCUUGCAAUAAAAAGUGCCAUUGAAGCUGAUGCAGCCACAGCAAAGGUUUUGCUUGAAAUGAACGAAAUUAAGUUAAGAAACGAAAGCAUCACCAUGUGUGAAGAUCCCCAUGGCACAAUUUAUGAAAUUCCUCCUUAUAUAGUGAAUGACCCCAUCUAUUUUCCAAAUGAAAAAAAGGUUAUGGUCCCUAAGCCUGCUUUGAUAGAGAAUGAGCUUGUGACACUGAAGAUCAGAAGGGCUGGAAAAGAGCAUGAUACAGUCAUCCAGAUAGAAACGAAAAAUGUUUCAAGAGUCCUUAAAGAAAUGUAUGCGGAAAAAGACGGGCUAGAUCCAGAUACUUUACGCCUAUUCUUCAGCGGGAAAGAGUUGAAAGACGAUCAAACCUUGUCAAGCUGCUAUGUUAGAAAUGAUAUGGUCGUCCAAGCUUUUGUGAAGCCAGCCUAG